CCCCUCAGGGGAACCCUCGUCCUGAAUGCCCAGGAUUUGGUCUUGCAGGCUCUACCAACUCUACAAAUUGGGCCCGGACAUACAACAAGUAGCGCCAUUUAUAAGGUAUCCUUUACAGGGAAAAUGCGCCCUUGGGAUAGCUUCGUAUCCGACGUUGAGAGCCUCUGCAAUGCCUUUCAAUGGAAAGGAAAUCGUGUCGCGAACACAGACUCGGCACCACUCCCCCAUCACCUGUCCCGCGAGCAGAUCUCAGUUGGCGAUGAGACUGGAGCGCAGGGGCGGUUUAAUCAGAACGUGGGACAGGUCAUGGGAGGAGUGUUUCUGUCGGAAGGGCUUGACAUUAAAUUUGGCGACUUCAAAAGUUGCGUUCUUGAUGAGGUCUACAGUCGCGUGCCCGACUCAGUUAUGCGGAGGGGUGCCGGUUCUCCCCUUGCAGUUGGGGAAAUGAAAUCUCCAUGGGUGUCAAGCCACAGAAUAAGAGAUACUCUUCUGGCUUAUAAAGAGUUCAUAUAUAUGCGUGAUUUAAAGCUGAAAUAUGCAUAUCUCUCAAACUAUGAAGAGGCAAUGUUUUUCUGCCACAAUGACCCAUUGGGUGCCCACCAGACGGAGCUCCUUUACUCUGAUGUGAUUGACUUCAGUAACAGAGCAGUAACCGGGACAUCGGUGACUAUCAGGCAGUGCUUCUUCUACGUGGGGGUGUGUGCGGCACAGCAGCCCAACCAUACAACUUCAGAGUCAAGGACCACGGGCUGGGUCAAGGAUAUGGUUAUGAAAUAA
Aspergillus neoniger CBS 115656 is the source of this 777-nucleotide messenger RNA. RefSeq lists its product as uncharacterized. The record is from RefSeq and is a predicted model, not a curated record. NCBI's taxonomy places the organism in Eukaryota, Fungi, Ascomycota, Eurotiomycetes, Eurotiales, Aspergillaceae. The annotation marks the transcript as partial. The transcript has 2 exons.